CUAGCUCUAACAGUAGAUUAGUAUAGUGAGUUAUUUUAGUCACAGUGAGUCCCCAACGCUUAGCUGAGAAAAAUGUCAAAGCUGGGUUAUCUCGGAACCGCAUUGAGAUCCAACUUUUCGGCUAAGGCGAGCCAUGGCAUCCCUGCCUCGUGGCUUCUUCGCGAAUCGCCGAGAAGGUUCUCGACCGAGGCGGAGCAGCCGCCUCAGAAUUCACCGAUUGAUCCAUUUCUUCAAAACGCCACAGACACAGGUCCGGUCUAUGGGAAGAUAUUUGGAAUUACAAAGCAUACACUGAAGACAGACAUUAUCAACAUGCUUAAAGGGUGCAAUUUGACCAUGGAUGAUGUGAAAGUUAACUACAACUGGAGCUUUAUGCCAAUUGGAGUGAUGGUGCAAUUUCCUUUUCGUAAUGCCUAUGAUCAAGCUUUUAGGAUGAUUGGAAGGAAGGGUCGAUUGUACAAAUUGGAGAGGGGCGAUCGUUCGCAGUGGGACCUUCUUAUGCCCUAUAAUGGAAAAACUGUUUUACUGCAAGGGCUCCCUCGAAAUGCUCUUCCAGAAGAUGUGGAACGCUUCCUGACCGGUUGUGUAUAUGAAGCAUCCUCAAUUGAGAUGUUUAUGAGAGGUGCAUUCCCUGAUGCCAUUAGAAUGGCAACAGUAAACUUUCCUUCAAAGAAUGAAGCAAUGAAUGCAUUCAUCAAAAAGAACAGAGGCAUCUGUCUUAAUAAUCAAAUCUCUGUGCGUGUCCUCCAGUAAUAGUUUGGUCCCUUUUGUCUCCUAUAUCUGGUGGUAUUGGUCGGUGGUUUAAAGCAAGGGUAGGAAUUGUUAUUCUAAUUGCACUUGCUUUGAUUUUGUGCCUUAACAUAGAUAGGAAAUUUCCUAUUUUAUGAGAGGCAUUUUUCUUGGGCAUUUUGAAAUCAAUUUAAAUGUUCUGGAAGCAUGUUAUCUCUUACAGUCUUAUUUAUGUUUUCGUUGAUUAGAGAAAUGAAAGACUCUUGUUUUUGUACAAUUUAAAGAAGUCAAUCGCUAAAUGCAAAUUGGUAAGUGUAGGCAA
This is a messenger RNA of Quercus robur (English oak), 1051 nucleotides long. RefSeq lists its product as uncharacterized. The transcript is spliced from 6 exons. NCBI's taxonomy places the organism in Eukaryota, Viridiplantae, Streptophyta, Magnoliopsida, Fagales, Fagaceae. The record is from RefSeq and is a predicted model, not a curated record. Bases 73 to 753 code for a protein of 226 amino acids. Gene Ontology annotation, molecular function: nucleic acid binding.